Messenger RNA from Phaeodactylum tricornutum CCAP 1055/1, 722 nucleotides. RefSeq lists its product with no specific name. The record is from RefSeq and is a predicted model, not a curated record. Gene Ontology annotation, cellular component: SNARE complex; Golgi apparatus; late endosome membrane. The transcript has a single exon. The coding region runs from base 161 to 658 and encodes 165 amino acids. Gene Ontology annotation, biological process: vesicle fusion. Lineage: Eukaryota; Bacillariophyta; Bacillariophyceae; Surirellales; Neidiaceae. Gene Ontology annotation, molecular function: SNARE binding; SNAP receptor activity.
UUUCGAUGACACUUGCGAUGUUUCGAUUGUUUGGAUUUCCUAGGAAUAUGAUGCCAAUUUGUCCCGCAUUCGUAGUUUUCUGGCCGGCAGUACACGGAACCGUUCCACCUUGACGGAAUGUGAACGUCUGUUGAGGGAAGCCAAAGCCUGCGCGACCGCCAUGCAAGGGCUGGCUGAAGUUGCAGGCGAUCCGCACCGUGUUCAGGAAUCGCAGCAAAAGCUUGAACGUGACGUGGCUCCGUUGGCCAAGGAAGUGCAACGGCAACUGCACGAUACGGGACGGGAAGAAUUGUUCUAUCAGGCUCCGGAUAUUGAGAGCUCCCCGCACGAUAUGGACCGCCUGAUUUCCUCAUCAGACGAUUUGCUGCGGGAAUCGCAAUCGAUUCUGGCGGAAACGGAGUACAUUGGAACGAACACGAUAAUGCAGAUGGGCCAACAGCGGGAGCAGUUGCAGAACGCCAAUCUGAAUCUGGAAGCCGUGCAGCGAGUUACCGCUCAAGCGAAACGACUCAUGGUUGGGAUGAGUCGGAAACUGCUGAAAACCAAACUCGGCUUGUACUUUACGAUAGGCGUCUUGAGUGUGGCGAAUCUCUGGGUACUGGUCAAGAUUUAUCAAAAACAUCACGGUACGACAGGCGAUGGCCACGAUGCGCAGUAGCAACCGUUGGGAUGGCGGUACUGCCGUGCAAGAACAAACGAGCUGAUUAGAGAUGUUUGUAUAU